Messenger RNA from Aspergillus sclerotioniger CBS 115572, 1044 nucleotides. RefSeq lists its product as uncharacterized. The transcript is spliced from 3 exons. Lineage: Eukaryota; Fungi; Ascomycota; Eurotiomycetes; Eurotiales; Aspergillaceae. The record is from RefSeq and is a predicted model, not a curated record. The coding region runs from base 1 to 1044 and encodes 347 amino acids.
AUGGCCUCGGUCAGCACUCUAAACACUUCUGAGUCCAUUAACAGUGGCUAUCUGAAAACCAGCCACAGCCUCCGGCAUGACUACGAUGACACUCAGGCAGCUCAGAAGACCGCCUUUGGUGACUGGCGCGAUGACUUUUUCAAGAAGGGAUACACGGUGGUUAAAGGUGCCAUUCCACGCGAACGGGCCAAUGCGUACAGAGAGAAAGCGCUGGAUUGGUUCCAGAAGUUCCCAUUCGGAUUCGAUAUCAGCGAUAAGUCGACCUGGAAGGCAGAAAACCUGCCCGUGAUGAUGAACGGUGGCAUGGUCCUGAACUACUGUGCCGCCCAUGAGAAAUGGGUUUGGGAGGCUCGCUCUGAGCAAGGCGUUAUCGAACCCUUUGCCAAGCUCUGGGGUACCAACGAGCUUCUAGUCUUGUUUGAUGCAGUAAACAUCACUCUUCCUGGACGCACAGAUCUGAAAUGGAAGUCGUGGCCCCAUGUUGAUCAGUCCCCCACUCGGAAGGGUCUUGCCUGCGCUCAAGGCAUCAUCAACCUCUCGCAGGCUGGUCCCUUGGAUGGUGGUCUUCAGUUGCUCCAGGGCAGCUCAGAGCUCUUUGAUCAGUUCUUAAAGGAGCACCCGCCACAGCCUAAGGCGGCCGAUGCACCUGGUCAGUUCGACUGGUUCGGUUUCACUUUGGACGAUGUGAGAUGGUUCGAGGACCAUGGCUGCAAACUUAUCAAGAUCGAUGCUGAGCCGGGCGAUCUGAUCAUUUGGGACUCUCGAACUGUGCAUUAUGCUUCUCUACCGCAGAGCGAGACCAUUCGUACCAUUAUUUAUGCCACCUAUACCCCGGCCAAGCUUGCCACCCCUGACGAUUUGGCGAAGAAGGUCGCAUUGUUUCACAAGUACGAAGGGACUACACAUUGGCCUCAUUGUAAUAUAUUCGGGCAAGGCAAGGCAAUGAGAGGAGACGAGAUGUGCCAUGGUGAAAGAGACGAGCCUCUGGAGAAGCCGGUACUGACUGAUACUGUUUUGAGGCUGGCUGGAGUUCAGCCUUACUGA